Orbicella faveolata is the source of this 3477-nucleotide messenger RNA. RefSeq lists its product as uncharacterized. Lineage: Eukaryota; Metazoa; Cnidaria; Anthozoa; Scleractinia; Merulinidae. The record is from RefSeq and is a predicted model, not a curated record. Gene Ontology annotation, molecular function: protein binding.
AUAUAAUAUUGUUUUUAAACGUAUAAUUUCAUGAAUUUGCCUUGUUUUGGCUCUCUUUGUCUGUCAGCUGUUUUUAUUGGCACAGGAGCUUCAGUUGAGGUUUAGUACCAUGCCUCCUUCGAAGCGAAAUGUUCGUGACACAAUAGAGGCAUUGAAAGCGAUCAUUGAUGAAUCGCUGAAACGUCCGGAAAAGAAGCAAGAAUUUGUGGACGAAGGAUCCAUACAGCUAAUUAUUGGUUUGUGUGAUGUAAAGACCAUUGAUUGGAGCCUUGGUGCAUAUUGUGCUGCAGUUCUCAGAAUACUUGCUCAUGGCAAUGGAAAAGUCAAGGCCAAGAUAGUUGGACAAGGGGGAAUUCCCCCCUUACUGAGACUGUGUGACCCUGAGCUAGUAUCAGAUGAUGCAGGCAUUGCAGAAGAUGCACAUUGGAGAUUCCUUGCUCAUGAGCAAGCUGCCGCGGUUCUCCACAUCAUCAGCUUUCAGAAUUCAUCGUGUCAAGCAGAAAUGGUCACAGCUGGUGCAAUCAAAUACCUUGUUGGAUUGUGUGAUGUGUUCAACCCCGAGGGUUGUCAUAGCAACUGUUGCAAGUCUGUAUCUGAGCAAUCUAUCGAUGCAAGCAAACUCCUUUAUGACUUAACCUACAAGAAGAAACUGGUUGGAAAAGUAAAAGAAAUGACCGUGGAAGAGAUCAGGGAAAAGGCAGUGAAGCUGAUUAGAAAUGGUGAGGAUUUUUUUAUAAUAUUAAUAGUUAAUAAGCUUAUCAAGGGCUAUAGAGAUCUUAUUAUUGACCAGUUACUGCAAUUGAGGUAUUUAUUGUUUCACUGGUGGCAAUUUUUGACAUGUCAUGACCCCUCUAAUCCUCUUAAUCCAUUUUACUUUCGAUGGCAGGAUAGAGAGUUUAGAUGGGCUGACAUUUAUGUGACAGAAGUGAUUGAUGCCUGUCAUUUCUGGGCUCAUGUUGGAGGGAAACCAGUGAUUGAAAAAAUGGAGGCAAUAAAUAGGGAACUUUUAUCACAGGAACAAAUUCCCCUGAAUUCCAUACCAGAACCAGGUACAUUUGUUUUUGUGUGCGAAAUGAUUGGAGGUCACAGAGACACAUACAGAGCUCAAGUCCUUUCACUAGAUCAGAGAACUGAUGGCAGUCUAACAGCAAAGGUCUUUGCCAUAGACAAUGGUUUUACUAAGGAAGUCUCAAGCACAUGCUUAUAUGUUUUGCCAGAACAUCUGAUGGGUUUUCCAACACAGGACCAAAUUCCCCUAAAUUCCAUACCAGAACCUGGUACAUUUGUUUUUGUGUGCGAAAUGAUUGGAGGUCACAGAGACACGUACAGAGCUCAAGUCCUUUCACUAGAUCAGAAAACUGAUGGCAGUCUAACAGCAAAGGUCUUUGCCAUAGACAAUGGUUUCACUAAGGAAGUCUCAAGCACAUGCUUAUAUGUUUUGCCAGAACAUCUGAUGGGUUUUCCAACACAGGCAACCUUGUGCUGUUUGUCUGGAAUUCAAGACCCACCCAAAAGUGCCGAAAUUCUGGAGCAUGCUUCUGGUGCUCUAAGAAAUCUGACUGAAGAGAGUAACUCUUACCGCCUUUAUGUUACUGCUCAGCAAGGUCUGGAGUUUCUACUCAAGCUGUGUACCGUCCAAAACAGAGGUGUCUGUAAGGAGGCUGUGGGUGCUCUUCUCAAUCUGGCCAUCAGCACUAAAGUUCGAGUCAGGAUUGGAUUUCUUGGUGGCAUUCAAGUUCUUCUUGAUGUUUGCCGGAGGUUUUCACAGGAUGAAGAAGUCCUUUUCCUUGCGAUCGGAAGCAUUCAAAAUUUGGUUCAAGAUUCGUAUGUUAAUCGCUGUCGACUGGCAGACAGUGAUGGCUUGAUAACACUGAGUCAAGUUUAUUACAAUUCUGAGAGCGAUCCAGUCAAGACCAGGUGUCUUCAUGCUAUCAAGAACUUACUUGGAAAUUCCAUUACAAAUCUAGAGAAUGGUGUUUUACAGAUUAAUACCAAAACACACACCAACUUAACUUAUGAUACCAGAAGCAUAGUUGAUGAAAAGAGAAAAUUUUCCUUGGCUGUGUCAGAUGAUGAGCCCACAUGUGAAAGAGGACGUCGAAGAAGAAGACGAAGAUUGCGCCGUGGUGAGGUCGAACCAAAGCCUACUCCAGUAGCACUUUCACCAGAAAACCUCAAGCGGAGUUCAACAGGGGAGUCUGAGGGAUAUUCUGAUUAUGACAACAGUGCUAGUUAUGAAGACACUGAUGGCGACACAGAUGGAGAGAGACUGGUGACUGACAAGCAAGUUCAAGUGCAAGGUCCUAGAUGUAAUGAUGAUAAAGAUGUUGAUAAGGAAAGGUAUUACAUCCAAGGUUAUCAUGUGCCAUUUAGUGAAGAUGACUUGCAUGAUUUCAGGCCUCAGGCUAACAUAAACAGUGUAUCGACUAGACCAGUAGCCAGAUCUUUAUGUGCAUUUUUAAACAGUGAUAAAUGUGGCACUGUUUACCUGGGAAUUCGAAAAGAUGGAGUAGUAGCUGGCUUGAGAAUCGACAGAAAACAGCGUGAUCAGUUACGUCUUGGUGUGGAUGAGUGCAUGGAUCGCUUCAAUCCGUCAGUGAAACAUCACUGCUAUCAGGUGGACUUUGUACCGGUGGUGAGAAAUCAAGGAAGUGAUAGGCCCAGCUCUAGGAAACAAGUGGAAGACCGCUUUGUUGUGGAGAUUAAGAUUUUGAGUUGUCCCGGCCAGAUAUACACGACAAACCACGGAAAGUGCUACUUUCGUCAAAAGAGCAGAAAUGAAGAGUUAACAACACAAGAAGUCAGAGAGAGGACAAUUAAAGAACAACAGAAUCUGUAUAACAGUGAAGUGCAUAGAUUGCGAAUGGAAUUAGAGGACAUGAAGAAGCAACUUCAAGAAAAAUCAUCACGUUUUGAUGAUGAAAGGCCGCACAGCUUUAACCAGCCAGACAUUAGUCCAACAAUAUUUGAAAAGAUGGAGAAGACCUCCAUCACUGACGACCGUAAAACAAAAAUGCCUGGAACUGCAAUGGAUCCCUCAAACUCGCUGGGCGGGUCACAGCAGGAAGAUCUGCAGGCGGCAAAUUGCGUGAUAUCUUGACAACAGACAAGGAAAUUAUUGCUGAUAUAGCAAACGUCCCUUAGCAGUUCUUUAUUUAUGGCCCCUUGGCUUACAAAUGAAUCUAAGAAGCUCACAUUUUCAAUGUAACAUUUCUCGACCUGAGUACUUGUCGCCUCAAAGCAGUAUUUUUCUGAAGUAUCACUGAAGUUCCGCGUUUACCGUAACCCUUUUUUGAAGGUUACCUGAGGGCUUGACCGGAAUAGAACUAAAACUUCUCCAAGAAGCUUGUGUUUCAUCGCAGUUUUGUUUUAUUAAAACUAGCAAUAUUUGGAUGUUUAUUUAAUUUUUAAUUAAGCUUUCCGUUUUGUUGACAAAGAAGAGUAUAUGAUUGACCACAAUAAAAUAAAUCAACGGAC